Messenger RNA from Rhagoletis zephyria (snowberry fruit fly), 1433 nucleotides. Its product is annotated as putative nuclease HARBI1. NCBI's taxonomy places the organism in Eukaryota, Metazoa, Arthropoda, Insecta, Diptera, Tephritidae. The record is from RefSeq and is a predicted model, not a curated record.
UUCAAACAAAUUAAAUGAGUUCAUCCUCAUUUGACGUUGCUGUCAUUUAUACUUCGAAUUAUUUGUUAUUACAAACUAAAAUUUGAAAAGCAAAAUGUUUUAUAACGUAGAUUUAUAUUUUGAGGAUAGUUAUAAUGUUGAACCGCGAGCUAACCUUCUUCGUCAGCGGCGUUUUAUUAGAGAUUACUCUAAUCCUAUGGAGCUGCCGUCCACAGUAUUUACAGCGAAUUUUCGGCUAAGCAAGGACGCUUUUAUGUAUGUGCUGGACAAAAUCAAAGACAAAUUUAAUUGCCGCCUGUCCUCGUCUGUAACGCCAAUGCUAAAAUUGUGUUGCGCACUGAGAUUUUUUGCGCACGGAAGUUAUCAGCAAGCUGUAGGAAAUGAAUUUCAAUUGGGUCUUGCGCAACCUACAGUUUCGCUCAUUUUAAAGGAGGUAUUGCCCAUUUUAGAAAGAGAAAUUUGCAGUGCUUCGAUAAUCACAGAAAUGACAGAAGAAGAGAAGCAACAGGCAAGGAGCAAAUUUUUCUCCAGAUCAGGAAUACCCAACGUAAUUGGCUGUGUUGACGGAACACAUAUUGCGAUUUAUGCCCCCACCGCAAAUAGACACCUCUAUCUAAAUAGAAAAGGCUUUUUUAGUUUAAAUGCUAUGAUUGCUUGCGAUCAUGACAUGAAUAUCCGGUUUGUGGAUGCUAGAUAUGCUGGUUCUACACAUGAUUCGUUCGUGUGGAACAAUAGUUCAUUAAAGACUUAUUUGGAGAAUAUGCAUCAAAGUGGCGAUUAUAACUCUAUUUAUUUAGACUACUUAUUUAUAGGUGAUUCCGGAUACCCACUUAGUCCUUAUUUACUAACACCCUUCCGCCAUGCAGACUCUAGAACUAGGGAGUCAAUUUUUAAUAAGAAGCACGCGAAAGCUAGAAACGUCGUUGAACGUACGAUCGGAGUUUUGAAAUGUCGCUUUCGAUGUCCCCUGAGUGAUCGAAAAAUGCGCUACGAUCCUGCUAAAGCAACAUCCAUUAUAAAUAUUUGUUGCGCUUUCCACAAUAUUUGUAAGAAAUUUAGAAUCAGUGAUCCAGAGGAAGCUGAAAUUUUUAUUGACACCGUUGUAUCAUCAGAGCCAAUCAGUGAAGAUGCCAAUAAUACAUCAGGAGAGCGCCGCAGAAGGCAAAUAGCUGAUGCUUUGUUGUAAAAUUAAUUGCAGUUCGGUUUAUUGAAUAAAUUCAAAACCAUUUACCUUACUUUUGUUCUUUUUAUUUCAUUUUAUUCUUCAGAAUUCUUUAUUAUAUACAUGUUAAAUUAAACCUAAUUGUUUCUAUGCUCUUAAACUUAAUAAAAAUCACAAGUUGAAUUCAGUACCUUCAUCAAAUAUUAAACUUAAAAUUAAUUCAUCACAUGCUUUUAUAUAUUAAAAUAAAAAAUCACAAAUUAAAUUCAGC